This is a messenger RNA of Suncus etruscus (white-toothed pygmy shrew), 1186 nucleotides long. RefSeq names its product 3-hydroxyisobutyryl-CoA hydrolase (gene HIBCH). Gene Ontology annotation, molecular function: 3-hydroxyisobutyryl-CoA hydrolase activity. Gene Ontology annotation, biological process: L-valine catabolic process. Gene Ontology annotation, cellular component: mitochondrion. Lineage: Eukaryota; Metazoa; Chordata; Mammalia; Eulipotyphla; Soricidae. The record is from RefSeq and is a predicted model, not a curated record. The transcript is spliced from 14 exons. Bases 26 to 1186 code for a protein of 386 amino acids.
CGUCGCCUCCAGAGUGUUUUUGGCCAUGGGGUUGCAGGAGGUGUGCAGGUUCGGGUCGAGGUUUAAUUCUGUCAGGAGGACCAAUAUCAUUCUGCAACAUUUGAGAAUGACCAAGCACACAGAUGCUGCAGCAGAGGUGCUGCUGGAGAAGAGAGGAUGUGCAGGAGUGAUAACAUUGAACAGACCCAAAUUCUUAAAUGCCCUGAACCUUAGUAUGAUUCGGCAGAUUUACCCCCAGUUAAAGAAAUGGGAACAAGAUCCUGAAACUUCCCUAAUCAUUAUAAAAGGAACCGGAGAAAAGGCUUUCUGUGCUGGGGGUGACAUAAGAGCUGUUUCAGAAGCUGCAAAGAACAGACAGACGUUUUCUCAAGAUUUCUUUAGAGAAGAGUAUAUGCUGAACAAUGCAAUUGAGUCUUGCAAGAAACCGUAUGUUGCAUUUAUUCAUGGAAUUACUAUGGGUGGGGGAGUUGGUCUCUCAGUUCAUGGACAGUUCCGGGUGGCUACUGAAAAGUGUCUUUUUGCCAUGCCAGAAACAGCAAUAGGAUUAUUUCCUGAUGUGGGUGGAGGUUAUUUCUUGCCAAGACUUCAAGGAAAACUUGGUUACUUCCUUGCAUUAACAGGAUACAGACUAAAAGGAAGAGAUGUCUUCAAAGCAGGAAUUGCUACACACUUUGUAGAUUUUGAAAAGCUUGGUAUGUUAGAAGAAGAAUUGGUAAACCUAAAAUCUCCUUCAAAAGAAAAUAUUGCAGGUGUCUUAGAAGCAUACCAUACAAAGUCUAAGAUUGACCAAGACAAAUCUUUUAUAUUGGAAGAACACAUGGACAAAAUAAACAGUUGUUUUUCGGCCAAUACUGUGGAACAAGUUAUUGAAAACUUAAGACAAGAUGGCUCACCUUUUGCCUUAGAGCAGUUAAAGGUAAUUAAUAAAAUGUCGCCAACAUCCCUAAAGAUCACACUAAGGCAACUUAUAGAGGGGUCUGCAAAGACUUUGCCAGAAGUAUUAACAAUGGAAUAUAGGCUGAGCCAAGCAUGUAUGGCAGCCCAUGACUUUCAUGAAGGGGUGAGAGCAGUGCUAAUAGAUAAAGACCAUAAUCCAAAGUGGAAACCAGCUGACCUAAAAGAAGUUACUGAUGACAAUUUGAAGAAUUAUUUUAAAUCUCUGGGAAGCAAUGAUUUGAAGUUUUGA